Molecule: messenger RNA, 2777 nt
Organism: Aplysia californica (California sea hare)
Lineage: Eukaryota; Metazoa; Mollusca; Gastropoda; Aplysiida; Aplysiidae
Product: nucleolar GTP-binding protein 1
Exons: 17
Coding region: 201-2099 (632 amino acids)
Biological process (GO): ribosomal large subunit biogenesis
Cellular component (GO): nucleolus
Molecular function (GO): RNA binding; GTP binding; GTPase activity
Source: RefSeq, a predicted model, not a curated record
CACGUGCGGAAGUCGAAGAAGAGCACUUCUGUAAAUCUAGCCUGGUUUCCUCCCUUUUACCCCUUUUGAUGGCGACAUCACCAACGAUGUUGUGGCAUGGCAUGUGAAAAAGGAAGGCGAGACAUAGUUUGAAGAAGAGAAGCGUGAAUUUGAACGAACGGAACUAUAAUAUAUAGUUGCAGAUCAAUUGUCUUAUCAAUAUGGCGCACAUUGUGAAGCACAUCACCGUUGUGCCCUCUUACAAGGACUUUGUGGACAUUGUGCUGUCCAAGACACAGCGCAAGACACCCACCAUUAUCCACAAGCACUACAAGAUCUCGCGGAUCAGAGACUUUUACAUGCGCAAGGUCAAGUUUGCACAGCAGUCGUUUCAUGACAAACUGUCGCUCAUCAUUACAGAGUUCCCCAUUGUAGCUAACCUGCACCCGUUCUAUGGCACGCUCAUGAAUGUUCUGUACAACACAGACCACUACAAGCUGGCGUUGGGUGGGAUCAACAAGGCCAGACAACUCAUUGAUGACUGUGCCAAGGACUACGUGAAGCUGCUCAAGUAUGGGGACUCACUUUACCGCUGCAAGUGCCUGAAGAGAGCUGCCCUGGGACGGAUGGUGACCAUCAUGAAGGGCCAGUCCAAGAACCUGUUGUACCUGGAAGAGAUCCGGCAACACAUCAAUCGUCUGCCCACCAUUGACCCCAACACGCGCACACUGCUCAUCACAGGCUUCCCCAAUGUGGGAAAGUCUUCCUUCAUCAACAAGAUAUCUCGUGCUGAUGUGGAGGUGCAGCCAUACGCAUUCACAACCAAGUCUCUGUAUGUCGGACACACAGACUACAAAUAUCUCCGCUGGCAGGUGAUCGACACCCCUGGUAUCUUGGACCACCCCCUGGAGGAGCGUAACUCCAUCGAGAUGCAGGCAGUGGCCGCUCUUGUGCACCUGAGGGCCGUGGUGCUCUACAUCCUGGACCUGUCAGAGCAGUGUGGACACACCUUGGAGGAACAGCUGUCUUUGUUCAGAAACAUGAAGCCUUCCUUCAGCAACCGCCCCAUCCUGAUUGUGAUCAACAAGAUUGACAUUAUUAAGCCUGAAGAGCUUCCAGAGGACAAAAUGAAAGUUCUGGAAGAGUUCCGUGCAGAAGGUGAGCCGGUGCUGGAGAUGAGCACUGUGACAGACGACGGUGUUAUGGCUGUCAAGACAGAAGCAUGUGAACGGCUGCUAGCCUUCCGUGUGGAGCAAAAGUUCAAGACCAACAAGGUGGCAGCCGUGGCUAACAGACUGCAUGUGGCCAUGCCCAAGAAGAGAGAUAACAAGGAGCGACCCCCGUGCAUCCCAGAGAAAAUUCUGAAGAGAAAGAAUGCUAUGGAGGUGGACAAGCCAACCAGAAGGCUGGAGAAAGACAUCGAGCAAGAAAUGGGAGAUGACUAUAUAUUGGAUCUGCGAAAGACCUGGCUACUGGCCAAUGAGGAGGAGAAGUACGACGUGUUGCCGGAGAUCUGGCAGGGCAAGAACGUGGCCGACUUCAUUGACCCAGACAUAUUGAAGAAACUGGAGGAGCUGGAGAAGGAGGAAGAAGCGAGGGAGAAUGCCCAUUACUACAGCGAGAGUGAGAGUGAGGAUGAUGAGGAGACCAGAGAGAUGAGGAAGACCGCGAGGAAGAUCCGAGAGAAGCGUCUGAUACUGACCAAGGAGUCUGGCGAGAAGCGACGUGUGGAGAAGCCACGCAUGCCUCGGCCGACCAAACGAUCGCGGUCGCAGGCACAGCUGGAGGGAGAUAUGAUGGAGAUGGGAGUGGACGUGCCGAAUGACGAACACAGCCACUACACUCGUGCCAAGAGUCGCUCCUCCAGCCGGCCACCCAUCAAGCGGGCCCGCGACGAGUCUGUGGGUGGAACGUCCAGAAGCAAGUCACGAACCCCGCGCGACAAGUCCGGUCUCAGAGACUCCACGAUGGUGAGCAAGGUGAAGAAGAUUGCGAAGAAGGCUCAGAAACCACGCAACCACCAGGCCAAGAAGGGCGAGGGCGACAGGGUCAUCCUCAACAUGAAACCCAAACAUCUUUUCUCUGGCAAGCGAGGAGCUGGAAAGACAGACAGAAGAUGAGGAGGAUAGUCAGGUGGACAGAUUGGAUGAGAAGAAAAGACAAGAGUGGAGAGGAGGAGAGACAGACAGAUGGGUGGGAGAAAUUUGUUAUGUCUACUGGAAGGAGGAAUUAUGCAUUAAUAUAUAUAUUAUAUGCAUUACUGGACUGAGAAGAAUAAAAAGAAAAAAAAUUGAAACCCACGUUUUCAGUUUUGAUUUUCUACUAAUGCUUGUCUUUAUAAAAAGUUGAUCUAAAGUGUCAGUGCUAUAGUCUUGCAUGCACAUAGCAAAAUCGGCAGGAUGUGAAAAUCUGUCCCUGGUAUAGGUCUACAUAUUGUAAAUACAUGUGUAAAACUAAAAGAAAACAUUUUUUACUUCAAAAUUUGUUCUAUGUGCUUGUUUCGCAAUGGGCAUGCUAUAGACUGUACAAAUACACUUGAGCUUCAUUAUAUUAUUAUUGCCACCCUUGGGAGAAGCAUAAAGUUGGCAGUAUAGUAGGGCUGGUGGUAUGUAACGGGGUUCCAAUGUUGUCCCCUCUUAAAUUUAAAUAGCCCAGACUGUCCAACGUCAAGAGAAAUGAUUUUACUGUGCAAUCUAUUUGAAAAGUGUCUUGUGUUUGUGAAUUUAGAGCUGAACAUUUUUAUGUCUCUGUGUGUGUAUAAUCAAAUUGAAAAUUAAAUGGAUUGCACUGCCAUAAGU